AUGGUAUCGUCGCCUCCUCUUUAUCAAUCCCUAAUACCCGAUUCUGUUCAUCCACCAAUUCCCGGCGAAUCACAUCGGUUUUAUGGGAAUAGCCAUAUCAAAGAAGUGAAGUUGCCCGAGAAUGCACAUUCUGAUUUAACAAACGAACACGGCUUAGAAUCCAGUAAUCAGGAGUUAAAUAUACAUGAAGCUGCAGCAGCAGGGAAGCUACGCAAAGUACAAGAGUUAUUUGCAGACGGAGAUAAUACCAAGUCGUUUUUGUUAGCAAAUAACGCAAAAACGACCACAGGUCUUACACCUUUACAUUAUGCCGCUUCCAGGGGACAUUUUGAUGUAGUAAAAUGGCUUGUUGACUCUGCAGGUGCUAUUGUGGAUUUGGAGGAUAUCACCGGCGAAACGGCACUUCUGAAGAUGGGUAAACAAAAAGAAAUCAUUGUUAAUAUUUAA
Molecule: messenger RNA, 447 nt
Organism: Paraglomus occultum
Lineage: Eukaryota; Fungi; Glomeromycota; Glomeromycetes; Paraglomerales; Paraglomeraceae
Source: the annotation of a GenBank genome assembly